Dipodomys spectabilis (banner-tailed kangaroo rat) is the source of this 1120-nucleotide messenger RNA. RefSeq names its product uroplakin 3A (gene Upk3a). The record is from RefSeq and is a predicted model, not a curated record. The transcript is spliced from 5 exons. Bases 66 to 998 code for a protein of 310 amino acids. NCBI's taxonomy places the organism in Eukaryota, Metazoa, Chordata, Mammalia, Rodentia, Heteromyidae.
CUGCGCCUGGCUCAGAUACGGUCAGACCAGCGGUAGCCAACACUUAUGAGCUUCCUCUGGUGGGAAUGGGGUGGCGAGAAGAAGGCCUGUGUCUAACGAUGUGUAUUGUGGGGUGCGCGAGUGCACGUGUGCGUGAUAACGUGUGUGUAUCGGGGUGCCAUGGGUCAGCUCCCCCCCUCCCCUCAGCUGUGCACCUCCAGCCUCAACUGGCCAGUGUGACCUUCGCCACCAACAACCCUACCCUCACCACCGUGGCCUUGGAGAAGCCUCUGUGUGUGUUUGACAGCUUGGAGCCACUCACCGGGGACUAUGAGGUCUACCUCUACGCCAUGGCCGACUCAGCCAGCUCCGGCAACGCCUCUGUGCAGGACGACACCAAGGUGCCACUGAGCUCCACGUUUCGGCAAACGCGGGGAGGGAGGACAGGCCCCUACAAAGCUGCGGCCUUUGACCUGACCCCGUGCAGUGACCUGCCCAGUCUGGAUGCCAUCGGGGAUGUGACCCAGGCCUCAGAGAUCCUCAGUGCCUAUCUGGUCAGGGUGGGCGACAAUGGGACCUGUCUGUGGGACCCCAACUUCCGGGGUCUCUGCAACCCACCGCUGUCAGCAGCCACGGCGUACAGGUUCAAGUAUGUCCUGGUCAACAUGUCCACAGGCUUGGUAGAGGACCAGACUCUGUGGUCGGAUCCCAUCUACACCAACCGGCCCAGCUCCUGUCUGGGCAUCGACACGUGGCCAGGCCGGCGUAGCGGGGGUAUGAUCGUCAUCACGUCCAUCCUGGGCUCCCUGCCCUUCUUCCUGCUCGUGGGCUUUGCCGGUGCCAUCAUCCUCAGCUUCGUGGACAUGGGCGGUUCUGCUGGGGAGACCGCGCACGACUCUCAGAUCACCCAGGAGGCCGUCCCCAAGUCCCUGGGGACCUCGGAGCCUUCCUACCCAUCUGUGAACCGGGGACCACCUCUGGACAGGGCCGAGGUGUACUCCAGCAAGCUCCCAGACUGAAGCCCGCCUGGCCUCGCCCCUCCCGGCUGGCCUGGCCCCGGCAACCUGCCCAGAAGGCGCCGAGCAGGCCGGGUUGGUCCUACUGCAGGAAAACACUUCAUAAAACCUUCCCAAGAAAACCA